Botrytis sinoallii is the source of this 1758-nucleotide messenger RNA. RefSeq lists its product as uncharacterized. The transcript has 5 exons. Lineage: Eukaryota; Fungi; Ascomycota; Leotiomycetes; Helotiales; Sclerotiniaceae. The record is from RefSeq and is a predicted model, not a curated record. The coding region runs from base 1 to 1758 and encodes 585 amino acids. Gene Ontology annotation, biological process: amino acid transmembrane transport. Gene Ontology annotation, molecular function: amino acid transmembrane transporter activity. Gene Ontology annotation, cellular component: vacuolar membrane.
AUGGCUACACCCGCUGCACUGGCAGAUUCUGCCGGUAAUUCUCAGGCCGACGCCGAGAAUCCUAUUGCAAUGGCGUCUGCAUAUGUUCAACCUCAGCAUAAGAAAUUUCACGAUUCUUCAGUCACUUUUGAGGAAUAUCAUUACUAUGCAGGCCUCGCACGCGCAGAAGAGGAUGCUAGUACUGAUAAUGAUAUUGGCGAUACCACUUUGUUCUCUCUUAUUGUUCCACCCAAGAAUUUAAAGGGUCAAGCUCCGGUCAAUUCUGCACCUGUGGCGGAGAAGUCGAAUGAGGGAACUGCUGAGAAUGGAGCUGAGAAGAUAGCUACUGAGAGAAAUGUACAUGAUAUGUCCCAUGGUGAUCGCUCGACGAUUACGAAUGAUGAGUGGACAAAUGCUAGUAGGGCUUUGAGAACGGCUACUUGGUCUUCAGUUUUUUAUCUGAUUACCACAGAUAUUUUGGGUCCUUUUGGCGUUCCUUUUGCCUUGGGAACUUUAGGCUGGGGACCUGGUAUCGCACUUUAUACUGUAUUUGGAGGAUUGGCUGUGUAUGGUGGAUUCCUUUUAUACUACAUGUUCCUCGGACUUGAUUCCCAUCAAUAUCCAUUGAGAACGUAUGGAGAUAUUGCUUUCCGAGUCUAUGGAGCACCUGUUCGACAUGCAGUCAACAUUCUUCAAUCUAUCCAACUCCUCUUCAAUGUCGGCGUGAUUGUUGUUGGCAAUGGGCAGGCACUUUCUCAAGUCUCAAAAUUCAAACUGUGCUACGCAAUCUGCUGUCUUGUAUUUGCGCUUGCUGGCUUUUUCCUUGGUCAAGUUCGCACUUUACAAAAGUUUGGCUGGUUAGCCAACGCCGCCAUCUGGAUGAACGUUUUCAUCAUAUUGUGUUCGAUGGUUGUCAUUUCACAUAGUGCGCCAAAUUACUUAGCUGUAGAUGCGGCUGCUGGAACUGCACUUGGUGGUGUACUCGUCACCCCAGAUGAUGCUGGCAACUUUCCACCCGUCACAACAUUUGGCCAUCUCCCUCCCUCAACAGCUGGUUUCACUGGUGCCGUGAAUGGACUCAUGCAAGCCGUUUACGCAUAUGGAGGAGCUAUGUUAUUCACAGAAUUCAUGUCGGAGAUGCGUAAGCCCCGUGACUUUUGGAAGGGUAUGAUUUGUGCUCAAGCAUUCAUCUAUAUUCUGUACAUGAUCUACGGAUGCUUCAUCUAUGGAUAUCAAGGUCAAUAUGCUGUCAAUCCUUCCUUUCAAGGUGUAUCCCCUUAUGCGUGGCAAACUGUCAACAACAUUAUUGCGUUCAUGUCAGCUCUUAUUGCAGCUGGCUUUAUACGCUCACAUAGAGGGAAAUUACUUUGGAUGAGCAUUGUUCCAGUUUAUUGGUCAAUCGCUUAUAUUGUUUCUGCCGCCAUACCAAAUUUCUUCGGUCUCUCGUCCCUUGUCGCAGCCCUCUGCAUUCUACAAUUCACCUACACAUUUCCGCCUUUUCUUUACUUAGGCUACUGCAUCCGAGUUGAUGCAAUUCUCGACACUGAAGGUUUCAAUCCCGCCACCGGUCAAGUCACUCUCACAGACACUGGAUUUAAAAGAAUCCUGCGUGGUUUCAAGAAGAGAUUUGUCUUGAACAUCUGGAAUAUCAUUUACUUCUGUGGGGCAUUGCUUACGGCUGCUUUAGGUGCGUAUAGUGCUAUUGAAGCAUUGAUUGCGGCGUUUAAGGAGCCUAAAAUCACGGCUUUUACGUGCAGAAGCCCGGUGAAUGCUGGAUAG